This is a messenger RNA of Procambarus clarkii (red swamp crayfish), 366 nucleotides long. NCBI's taxonomy places the organism in Eukaryota, Metazoa, Arthropoda, Malacostraca, Decapoda, Cambaridae. The record is from RefSeq and is a predicted model, not a curated record.
AUGAUUAUUCGUCCCUGUGCACCAAUGGUUAAUCGUCCCUGUGCACCAAUGAUUAUUCGUCCCUGUGCACCAAUGAUUAAUCGUCCCUGUGCACCAAUGGUUAAUCGUCCCUGUGCACCAAUGGUUAAUCGUCCCUGUGCACCAAUGGUUAAUUGUCCCUGUGCACCAAUGAUUAUUCGUCCCUGUGCACCAAUGAUUAUUCGUCCCUGUGCACCAAUGAUUAUUCGUCCCUGUACACCAACAAUUAUUCGUCCCUGUGCACCAAUGGUUAAUCGUCCCUGUGCACAAAUGAUUAUUCGUCCCUGUGCACCAAUGAUUUAUUCCCCCCUGUGCACCAAUGAUUUAUUCCUCCCUGUGCACCAAUGA